This is a messenger RNA of Homalodisca vitripennis (glassy-winged sharpshooter), 1012 nucleotides long. Its product is annotated as acyl-CoA Delta-9 desaturase-like. Gene Ontology annotation, molecular function: stearoyl-CoA 9-desaturase activity; iron ion binding. Gene Ontology annotation, cellular component: endoplasmic reticulum membrane. The record is from RefSeq and is a predicted model, not a curated record. Gene Ontology annotation, biological process: unsaturated fatty acid biosynthetic process. Lineage: Eukaryota; Metazoa; Arthropoda; Insecta; Hemiptera; Cicadellidae.
CAAUGCUGAGUUUUGUUCAUGGAAUUCGAUUAGAAAAGCAAUAUAUUUUAAAUAAGUGCAGUUUUAUUCAAGUACAUAAUCAUUACAGUAGCAAUAUAGUUGAAUUCUGUUCUGAAUUACAAACCUACUUUGGUCGUCAUAAAAAUUUAUAUGACUAAUAAUGCUGACUAUUGUAUUGCAUCAGACACCCAUUGGUAUCAAAGACUGUGUUUGGCACCAUUGUCGUUCUCCACCAUUUUGUGUUGUUAUCCAUAAUUUCUUUGACGGUUCAGAGCAUGACUCAGGCAAAGACACUAGUACGUCACCGGGUGGUGGCUGACACGGACUGUAGUGCGGAGGUGGGUGGAGACGCACAAUGCUGCCAUACGCCACCCUACACACCACGUAUACGCUGGCCUGAUCUGCUAGCCCAGGUGUUUGUGCAUGGUGGUGCUCUCUAUGGGAUAUUCCUCAUGAUUACAGCUGCUCGGUGGUAUACGACACUCUGGGCAUUUGGACUGGUGUACACAUCAGGGUUUGGUAUCACUGCUGGAGCUCACAGACUAUGGUCACACCGGGCUUACAAGGCAACUUGGCCCCUCCGUCUGAUCCUAGUUUUUCUAUUUACCAUCGCUGGCCAGAGGCAUGUGUACGCAUGGGCACUGGACCACAGGAUACACCACAAGUUUAGUGAGACCGACUCCGAUCCCCAUGAUGCACGUCGGGGUUUCUGGUUCUCCCAUGUUGGCUGGCUGGUGCUCACUCCUCAUCCUGCCGUAGAGGCACGGCGGAGUGCCGUCGACAUGUCAGAUCUCGACAGUGAUCCUAUCGUUGUCUGGCAGCGGAGGUUAUACAUCCCACUGUUUGCCAUUCUAUGCAUUGGCCUGCCAGUCCUCACCCCAUGGUACUACUGGAACGAGGAUCUGUGGAUUUCAUUCUUUGUCAACUUCAACUUCCGCUUCUCUUUCACACUUAAUAUGGCUUUUGCUGUAAACAGUUUCGCCCACAUGUAUGGUGCUCGACCAUAUGACAA